AUGGGGAGAAUUAAAAAGGUGGCCAGCCAGAAGCACGAGGCUACGAUCUCACCGUAUUUGUCGGAUUUCAUAGCCCGUGCGACGACGAUUCCAAUCCCCGAGCUUCCCUCCCACCUGAAAUCGUUUCCUCGGAUAUGGCCUUUCCCUCGCGGUGACUUUUAUCACUGGAUCAACGUCGUGAAUUGCAUCGAUGAGAUUCUAGCGACCGUAAUCGAAAAAUAUGCUUUGAACAAUGGUCCACAGACAAAGCCUUUUGGCAGAUACGUUCUGGUGGAUUCGUGCUCGGAAGGUGAAGACAAAGCGAGUGUUGAAGACAUCGAUGCCAAGCUGAAUGCUCUGGGAUUUGGCCCUGAAGGAGACAGGGAGCUUGUGGAAGUACUCCUGAAUUUCUCAAAGCUUUUGCUAGAGAAAUGUGGCAACCGCAGCCUGUACAACAGCAGUGAACGUCUAGGUGAUCUCCUUAAUACCACAUCACUUUCUCUCCUGCAUACUACACUGCGGUUGGGUCUCUGCUUGGCGCAGAGAUAUUAUUCGCGCCAAAAGGGUGGCUCGCACAUUCAGCAGAGCUUGCUGGCCGCUCACUAUAAUAUCGAACUGGAGAAGUUGCUGAAAAUCGCCGUACCAUUCCCUCGCCCAUUUACCUCUGGCAAGCCUAGCUCUGCGUCCCCCGCUGUGUUAGCCAAGAGCAAAGAGAAGGGCAUCCAGACAAAACAUAAUGCCAACGAUCUUGUCUCGCUCGUACGCGAGAACGAUGGCUGGGAUGAAUGGGGUCACGCUCGUGUGCUCUAUUACCCCCCGGGCUCCUCGGAGCAAACGAAACCCACGGGCGACAGUGGACAUGGGCAACAAGCCCCAUCCACGCCAACGCCGCUGCGUAGGAGCCACACUCAUCCCACCCCUCGUUUGAGCCGCUCGACUGUUGCGGAGGACUCGCCUGGUAUCACCAACAGUUCCUCUGGGAAGCCGGAGGAGCCGAUGCGAGGCGGAAAGGUCCUUGACAUUCCAUACUCAAAGGCCUCUUCCUUGACAACUGAGGACAUUCUUGCGUCGCAUUUGGACGAGGUACCGGCCGAUUCGAAAUACGAAUUGCUUCACAAAGUCCGUAUUGCCCAAAGUCUGGCAGUGUCUCAUGCUGGACGUGAACAGAUUCUUGCAAUCAGGAUUCUUGCCAUCACCAACUUGGCCUAUGUCUAUCCCGAAGCUAUCUUCCAACAAAAGGUUCUCCUCUUUGACAUGGAGCAGCCCAAACGUCUUCAGCUUGCAUACCAGCUUGCUGAAUUGGUUCAUCUGGGUGCAAGUGGCGAUCUUCCCGUUUCGAGGCAUGUGCAGGCUUUGGCAAUCUUGGCACUUGAUGCGAUUGCAAAGCAUAAAGCGCGCGCUAUGGACGUUUGCGCAGCCUUGAGCGUUAAUGUAAACCACGGAAUUCUCAUGUUCUUGGCUCGCAAGGCAGUUAAUGAGCUCGGCACAGAGGAUGGUUCUGAGGAUGAUGCUAGUCAAGACGAGUGGCGCGAUGCCCUACUUGCCCUUUUGCGGACGCUUCCUGGCUCAAGCUCUAGAACCCCGGAAACGCUCGUCUCUGCCGGUAUCAUCCGACUGUUUGUCGAUGUUUUGAACCUUCGAACCGAGAAGGCUCGCCGGGUGUACUCUCGUACCAUCGAGUUCCUUGAUACCUUCGUCCAUGCGGUUCGGGAUGCACUCGGGACUCUUACAGCGGCCAAAGGUUUUGAUGCCAUUUCUGACCUGAUUGAAUACGAAACGAAAACAGCUUUUGAGAACGUCUCAAAAGGCUUGGGCAUUCCUUCCCCUCACAAAACCCCAUCGAUGGAUUACCAGAUUCCGUAUUUCCAGCAACAGACCCUUAGAUGGAUGUUUCGUUUCGUCAAUCACAUCAUGCAACAUGCCCAUGGUGGCUUUGACCGUGUUCUGCGAAACCUGAUCGACUCUCCCCAGCUGCUGACGUCCCUAAAGUUGGUGUUCGAGAAUGCUCGGGUAUAUGGUUCCCACGUUUGGAGCAAUGCGGUCAACAUCCUCAGCAGCUUCAUCCACAACGAACCUACUAGCUAUGGGGUCAUCGCCGAAGCGGGCUUGAGCAAGGCUCUCUUACAGGCCGUUAUGCAGUCUGAACUCAAAACCCAAGAGAAGCUACCUGCUGAACCUGAAGAGACUGAAGCCGAGGGCGCCGCAGCUCAGGGCGAAGCUCCAUCUGAACCCGGAGCUGUCGCACCUACCCAGUCGACAGGUGUGCGCGAAAGGUCUCGCGAAUACCCUCUUGUUCGACCGAAGGGGAUGCCGCUUGCACCUGGAAUUUUAACUGCUCCAGAGGCCUUAUCAUGCAUACCCACGGCUUUUGGUGCCAUUUGCCUGAAUUCGUCUGGCUUGCAGCUUUUCCAGUCGUCUCAUGCAUUGGAAAGUUUCUUCGAGAUCUUCGAGAACCCCGAGCAUGUGAGGUGCCUGAAAGACGACUCGCAUCUUGUUCGUUCGCUGGGCACAACUUUCGACGAAUUAGUUCGGCACCACCCUGCGCUCAAGUCAUCCAUCAUGUCCGCAGUCAUCGUGAUGGUUGCUCGUGUUGCUCUUUUGUGUAAGAGCAAGGCGUGGUCGCAUGGGAUGGGAACGAAGCUAUGGACCGAAGACUCACAGGGCAAAGCAUCCAUUUCGGGCGAUCUCUCUGUCUUGUUCAGAGAAGUUGGACUGCCCCUCGAUGGAUCUUCCACGGGUGGUGUCCAGGGCCUUGGAGUUCCUGAGCUCAACGCUACGACGCUCCCCAACGGCGGCCACCUCACAAUGGGUGACCUAAACCAAAUCGUUCCGUCGAACGAAUCCUUGGAACCCAAAGAUCAAGACGACAAUGGGCUUACUGCGACGGAUUACCUCUAUCCUGCACUGCGAUUCCUUGGGGCAUUCUUCGAGAACCAAAGUAACUGCGCGUACUUCAUCGAAUCUGGAGGUGUCGAAUUCAUCUUGGAUUUCGCAACUUUGCAGAGUCUGCCGUUUGAUUUCCACAACACGGACGCCAAUCAAGAACUCACCGUGCUGGUACACAUGCUUGUGGAAACCAAACCGCAUCUUGUCCUUCCUUCACUCGUAAAUCGCGCGCAGUCUGUUGUGGAUAACCUCUCUGGUUUCUGCUCCGAACCUAAGGACGCCGGUUUCUUCACGUCCCUGAUCAAGCCACCACAAGAGCAAGUGUCCGAAGAGAAAGGGAAAGAUGUACUCAGUUCCUCGAAAGAAAACGGCACGUAUUUCGCUAAGAAUAUGGGCGCGGCCUUGAUUUUGACCGAUUUACUCCGCGAAGUUUACUCCAUACCGCUGUACCAGACUCGGCACCAUACUUCCGCUUUUCUCCAAGUAAACCUGGCUGAUCGAUAUACCUCGCUCGUGAUGGCCCUAGGAAAACUGCAUGCGGCUUGUGUCUGGGAAGAGAUCUUACUUGAAAAGAAUAUCCCAGACACCUGGGAUCAAGCGACAAAGGUCCAAGCCGCCGGUAAUGCCAUGGAAACGUCACAGGAUACUGCUCAGCCCUCGAACGCAGGAGAGAGCUCAUCACAGCCUACAACUGGGCCUCAAAGAGAAGGUGACGACACUGCUCAGGCUCCUGCCAAUCGGGAGCCCAAGGAUAGCUCCUCAAAAGCUCCCGAAGGUGUCGCAUUCAAGAAUGUGCGGGCAUUGCGUUAUCUUCUUAGUUCCCUGCCCACUUCCAUAACGGGCUUUUACCACAACCUUGGUCUGGGACUCAUCGGAAAGAGAAAGGCAGAGUCCUAUCCAAGACAAAAUGCGAACAUAGUUGCUGAAUCCAUCGCCACGGCUGUUCUCAAUCAAUUGCAGUUCAGCCCCCCGAACUCCAUCGAUAACCCGAAGCAUCGGUUCGCUUACCUGAUUGUCAUACUCUCAUCCUUUUCACAUCUGCUUUUUGAAGCAUCCGCUGAACGCUCUCAAGCGCAGUAUCUCACCCUCGUUCUGUUUGCGUUUAAGAGGAUUGGUGGUUUGAAAGCCGUCAAGGAUGUCUGUGAUGUCUUUAUCGAAGAGGUUAAAGCUCUGACGCCGCCCAAAUCCGUAUCUGAGUCCGAAAAGGAUGUCUCGGCCCGACUUACAUCUGCGUACGGAGGUAUCCGGAUCAUCCUCAAUUUCUUCUCUGAGCUCGCUUCUGGAAAGAACAUCAUCGAAUCCAGCCAGACGCAAGCCAUAACUUCUAGCAGUGACCGGGAGCGUGAACGAUCUGAUUACUUCCAGCCCGGGCAGUUUCUCGUGGAUCUGCGGAUGGAAAUCUUGCCUAUGGUUCGGGAACAUUGGAACUCCGACUUCGCAACCCAGUCAUCUAGUUCCAUCAUCAAGUGCAUGGUUGAUAUCUUGCGGUCUUGCCUUGAUGGUGAAUUCGAGGUUGGGGCUGCUCGCCGCUCCGAAAACCCCCCUGCAGUCACGGAUGUGACCAGGAGAAAAUUUGUUGCCCAUAAGGACCGUGUCGUUUCUUUGCAAGAGAAAGGGUAUGACAACGAACUCGCCAAGGAGGCUAUAUAUCGUUGCAAUAACGUUUCCGGUGCUGCUGAAGAAUAUUGCAAGGCGCAGAACUGGUUGCGGGUUCCCCCAAGACUCCCUCCAUCUUCUGAUGACAUAGAAUCUAUGAGAUCUGGAGCAACGUCUGGCGGGGAGGCCCCUGAAGACACUAUGGAUUCCCCAUUUUUCAACAAUGGCCCUCUGGAGUCUUCUGCACUCGCCAUGCUCCUUUCACAAGCUUCCGAUCGAAGUGGUGUUCACGGCCAACCCCGAGGAAGAAGUGCAGAGGCUGGCGCCGGUAAUGGCCCCGAAGUCCUUGCGCGGGCCCUUAAUGACAUCCUGAACCAUGAGCGAGGUGCGGGCGAUAGUGACCGGGAGGGUCCUUCGAGCAGCAACCCAAGAAACACCACUUCCGAUGCCCCGCCAUCUUCCGAGCCCUCUAAUCGACCUACGAGCCAGGAGUCACAGCAACCUACCGAACAGCCUGCUCGACGACGCGAAGUGUCCACCAUUGAGGAUUUGGAUGCGGAACGCGAAAAGGUUCGCUCCAACAUGAUCGAGCGUUGCUUAGAUGUUCUUAAUGAGCACCACGAUGUGUCGUUCGAGCUAUCGGAUUUGAUCGCCUCCGCCACAAGGAAGCACCGUGAUCCAGAGAGCUUUCGAAGGGAAGUUGGUGAAAUUCUUGUCCAAUCCCUAGUUUCUUUGCAAAUGGAGAAUUUCCAGACUGCUGGGAAGAAGAUCGCCGCCUACGCUCACAUCCUCGCCUUGGUCCUCCAAGACAAAGACAUGUACAACGCUACACUGGAGGAGUUGAAGGAUUGCUUCGGGACAUUCCUUUCGUUUGUCAAGACUCCGAAACCAGAACCGAACGAGUCUUUCCCUUGGAUCGGACAUGUGUUGCUCAUCCUCGAAAGAUUACUAUCUGACGACGCGCAGCCUCAGCAGAUUCGUUGGACACCUCCUAGUCUGGAUGACCCGAACCCGGAUGGUAAUGAGCAAGCACAACUGGAAGAACCACUCGUCUCGCACGACCAAAAGGCGCAGCUUUUCGAAGCGAUUAUUGAACUUCUGCCGAGAGUAGGGAAGGAUGACGCAUUGGCGCUUUCGGUGUGCCGAAUUCUUGUGGUUCUCACGCGGCACCGUAGUAUCGCUACCCGUUUGGGAGAGAAGCAAAACUUGCAGCGUCUAUUUGUCAUGGUCAAGCAGCUCUCUAGUGCUACGAACGCGAAGCUUCAAAGUGCAUUCAUGUUGAUCUUGAGGCAUAUCAUCGAAGACGAGGACACUAUCAGGCAAAUCAUGAGGAGCGAGAUUGUGGCUAAUUUCGAAGCCAAAUCUUCUCGUCAUAUCGAUACGACUAGUUACGUUCGCCAAAUGUACCACCUCGUGCUCAGAUCACCUAACAUAUUCGUGGAAGUAACCAACGAGAAGCUGAAACUGAUGCGAUACGAUUCGCAUCAGCGCCCGCAGACACUCGCCUUGAAAUCAGACCCCUCCUCAAAGUCCUCGUCUAACCAAGAAGGGGACAGCCAGAAGCCUUCUGCGGACGAGCCAGCGUCUGAGGACAAGGAUAAGGACAAGGGCAAGGGUGCUGAGCUGAAGCCACCCGUCGUCGAGAACCCAGACGGAGUCAUUCACUAUUUGCUCUCGGAGCUUCUGUCCUACAAAGACGUCGACGACAAAGAGCCGCCGGCUGAGACUUCACAGCGGCCUGGACAAGAUCAGCCUGCAUCUCAAACUGACGUGGAAAUGGCAACCGAUGAACAAUCCACUGCUGCCCCGGGGGCUGACGCUCAGGCGAACCGCGAUUCCAAGAAGCCAGAGAAGCCGGCGUUCAAAGCGGAUGAGCAUCCAAUUUACAUUUACAGGUGCUUCCUUCUCCAGUGUCUGACGGAACUGCUUUCGUCGUACAACCGAACGAAGGUUGAAUUCAUCAACUUCUCUCGCAAGGCAGAUCCUCUUGCAACAACACCGUCAAAGCCUCGCUCGGGUGUCCUCAACUACCUCCUGAACGCUCUCAUUCCGAUUGGAACCAUGGAGCACGACGAAUCUGUGGCUUUCAAGAAGCGAAACAACACGUCUGCAUGGACAUCGCGCGUGCUUGUUGCAUUGUGCACCAAGACUGGCGAAUUUGGUGGAACUCCAAAACGGCGCAGCGAGCAAAAGCUCAACGAGGAAGAUGAACCGGAACUUGCUUUUGUCCGCAGAUUCACCCUUGAGCACGCUUUGCGUUCCUACAAAGAUGCGAAUGCGUCGAACGAGCUUUUGGAUUCCAAGUACUCGAAGUUGAUGUCACUUGCUGACCUGUUCGAUAAGAUGCUCAGCGGGUAUACAUUUGUCUCGGGAGAUUCGGCGUACCCAGCUUCGACAAGACACCUUGCGAAGACCAUGUUCGAGAAGAAUUUCAUCAACGCCCUCACUGCUUCAAUCGCCGACGUUGACCUCAACUUUCCUGCUUCCAAACGCGUUAUUAAAUACAUCUUGCGGCCGCUUAACAAACUAACACAGACUGCUGUUAUUUUGAGUGAGACCUCAGACAUUUCUACACUCGGAGAGACUGAGGAAGACGAGAUUUCCUCGGCAACCUCGGUUUCGGACAUCGACGAUGAGCGUGAAGAGACCCCUGAUCUUUUCCGCCACUCCACCCUCGGCAUGCUCGAGCCUCGUCAUGAGGAAGAAACAAGUUCCGAGGAGUCUGGCGAGGAAGACGAUGACGAGAUGUACGAUGACGAAUAUGACGAAGAAAUGGACUACGACGAGGACAUGCCCGAAGAUGACGGUGAAGUGGUUAGCGAUGAGGAUGAUGAAGAGGGCGUCGGACCCAUUGAAGGCCUUCCUGGUGACACCGGUAUGGACAUCGAAGUUGUCCUUGAUGAUGAAGAUGAUGAAGAUGACGAGGAAGAUGAUGAGGACGCUUCUGACAUGGAUGAUGACGAAAUUUUUGCAGGCGAAAUCACCGGCGAUCGGGACAACGAAAGUCUGGAAGAAGGUGAAGAUGAUGACGAUGAAUGGGAAAGCGAAGAAAUUUCCGACAAUGACGAAGAGGCCGAGAUGAUGGAUCAGUUCGAAGAUCAGUUGGCCGACAUUCGACAGACGGACCCCCACGGUGAAGGUCAGCGAUUCGACGAUUUGUUCCGUGUCCUGAAUGAAGCUGCCGGAGGAAUGGAUGAACUCCAAGAUGAUGGUCUUAUGGGAGAGAUGCAUGAUGAUAUUGUUGAUGAUAUGCACGACGACGAAGAUGAUGAAGGAAUCGAUGAUUUUGAGGAGGAUCUUGGCGACGAUGCCGAUGACGACCAGGGGUCAUACCAGGGUGUCGACGAAGAUGACGAUAUGCUUGACACUUGGGACAUAGAUGGCGAUGACCUUCCAAUGCCACAUGGUGGACAACCUCCCCGAUUUGGUGGCGGUCAACCAACGUUGGCUGCUGUUACCGGAUUUAUGCCUGGUCGUAACGGCGGACUUGUUCCCAUUCAGCCUUAUCGACUCCACCGAGCUCAGGCACCCGCGAGCACCAAUAACGACGGAACCAACCCUCUGCUUGUUCGCAGCGAUCGUGGCGCUGAGCAGGCCGCCCCGACCCAUGCAGGUGCCGAGGCUUUCUCGGACUGGGUGCAUGGCAUGGAACCACCUCCUGCAGGGCGCAUGCUCCAAAUGGAAAGCCCUGUGAGCUUCAUGAAUGCCAUUCUACAGGCUAUUGGUGGACAAGGCGCACCUGGCUUCGGUGUCAUUACUCGCCCCGAGGGUAUCCAGCUACAUGUUGAUCAGCGGGCUCUGCCAAACCAAGUUCAGGACAUCUUUGGUCUGGGUAGACCACAAGCUCCUCCGACUCGCCCAAGGGACGAUCCAUCUCAAGCAGUCAGCUUUGCUCUGGAUACCACUAGGAACCGCUGGCAAGAGGAAGCCGGCAUCCUUUUCAGCAACACGUAUGUGGAGAAAACACAGCGCGUUAUCAACUCUCUCCUCAAGAUUCUCGUUCCUCCCGCCAUUGAAGAAGAAAAGAAGCGACUGAAGCAAUUGGAGGAAGAGCGCAAGCGACGCGAGGAAGAGAGGGCAGAAAAAGAGCGCCAAGAGCGUAUUGCCAGAGAAGAGGAGGAUAAAGAGCGAAAGCGACAAGAGGAAGAAGAGAAUACCAAACGGCAGCAGGAAAGGGAGCAGCAAGAAGCCGAACGACAGGCCGCUGGAGAGGCUGUAGAGCCGAUGGAUGAUGUUCAACGAACCGAACCCGCUGCAGAAGUUGUUGCUCCUGAGUCUGGUCCGGCUGAGCCCAUUCAACGGGUUACUACAACAAUCAGAGGCCGCGAACUUGACAUUACGGGGAUGGAAAUUGAUCCGGAGUACCUUGAGGCUCUGCCCGAAGACUUGAGGGAAGAAGUCAUAAUGCAGCAGGUCGCUGAGCAGCGCUCGCAGGCUGCCGCAGCGGGUGAAGAACCGAGCGAGAUCAACCCCGAAUUCUUGGAGGCGUUACCUGAUGAAAUUCGCGAGGAACUGCUGCAACAAGAAGUCGCAGACCGCCGUCGUCGGGAACGUGAUAAUGCACGUAGACAGGCCGCAGCUGGUGCUGUUGCUGGUGCUGGUGCUGGUGCUGGUGCUGGUGCUGGUGCUGGUGCUGGUGCUAGUGGUCCGUCUCAUACCGAAGAGCACGAGACUCCUGCUGGGUUCCUGGCUACUUUGGACCCCAUCUUGCGACAGUCCAUUCUUGCGGACCAACCAGAAGAAGUCCUGGCGACUCUGGGUCCAGAAUAUGUCUCCGAAGCGCGUACUCUUCCUGCGAGACGGUUGGCUCAAUUUGGCGAUAUUCCCCGACUUGAUCGGCACAGGGAUGAGCCUGAGGAGGAGGUAGAAGAACAAAAGAAGCCGCAGCGGCGACAGAUCGUGCAAAUGCUCGACAAGGCCGGUGUUGCAACCCUCCUCCGAUUAAUGUUCAUGCCUUUGCAGGGCAACGCGCGCCAUCAACUGAACGAUAUUCUCCACAAUGUCUGCCAGAACCGCCAGAACCGGAUGGAGGUCAUCAGUCUCCUUUUAUCUGUGCUGCAAGACGGUAGCGUGGAUGUCUCGGCCAUCGAACGUAGCUUUGCGCAGCUGUCACUUCGCGCCAAGGCUCCUGCAGCGCAGAAGACGCCUCAAUCUAUCAAGCGGAACCUGUUCUUCCAGACAUCAUCGAGCGUCAGCAGUGAGGUAACUCCGAUUAUGGUGGUGCAACAAUGUCUGUCGGCCCUCUCUUUCCUGUCGCAGUACAACCCCCAUAUCGCGUGGUUCUUCCUCACCGAGCACGAUCCUUCUACGCUGAAAUUGAAGGCUCUUCGAAAGGGCAAGGGCAAGGAAAACCGUGCGAACAAGUUUGCUCUGAAUGCUCUGCUUUCUCUUCUUGACCGGCAGUUGAUUAUGGACAGUCCAAACUGCAUGGAACAGCUUUCGAGCCUUCUUAGCAGCAUCACACACCCUCUCAACUUACUUCUACGCCGCGAGAAGGAGAAGCAGGAAGAGGAAAAGGAGAAGGAGAAGGGCAAGCAGCCUGAGCGGGCUCAAGAGCAACCUCAAGAGGAACAGCGCCCGGCAGAACAAGAACAAGCACAGCCUUCCGAAACAACUGAAGCUCCUAGUUCGGGUGCCGAUGCGACUAUGACAGAUGCUCCCCUCCCUACCGUGGAGACCACCGAACCGGAAGGCACGGAGUCUGCGCAGACCGAAGAGGGCGGAUCGGUAGAGGCCAACAAGCGGGACAUGGCCAAGGAACCUUCGGGAGACGAGAAGCACAAGCGGAAAACCAUCGAACCUCCUGUUAUCCCUGAUUACAACUUGCAACUGGUCGUCCAUAUCCUUGCUGCUCGUGAAUGCAACGGGAAGACGUUCAGAGACACGCUCUCGACCAUCAAUAACCUGUCGGCCAUUCCGGGAGCGCGCGAUGUGAUUGGAAACGAACUUCUCGGCCAGUCUCGGAAGCUGAGUACCACAAUCUUAACCGACUUGGAUGAGUUGUUGCCCCAUAUCCACCAGGCUCGGACUGGUACCGACAUGCAAGGAUUGGCACUGGCAAAAUUCUCUCCAGCUAGCUCCGAUCAGGCGAAGCUGUUGCGUGCUCUAACAGCGCUUGACUAUCUGUUCGACCCUAACCGUAUCGACAAGACCAAACAAAACGAGCCCGACUCUGCUGCCAAGGAAGAUGUUCUCCAGAGCUUGUAUGAGACCUCUACGUUUGGGCCUCUCUGGACUAAGCUGAGCGAAUGCUUGACCGCUAUCCGGAAGAAGGAGAAUAUGCUGAACGUGGCUACUAUUCUCCUCCCAUUGAUCGAAGCUCUGAUGGUCGUUUGCAAGAACACGACUCUGAAGGAGGCUUCUCGCAACAGCCGGGAACUGUCUGUGUCUAAUACGUCUAUCGAUGCCAACAUGGGUAUGGAGAACCUGUUCUUCAAGUUCACCGAGGAACAUCGCAAGAUCCUCAACGAGUUGGUUCGCCAGAACCCCAAGCUCAUGAGCGGUUCCUUCUCUUUGCUCGUCAAGAACCCCAAGGUUCUCGAGUUCGACAACAAGCGCAACUACUUCACCCGGCGAGUCCAUUCCCGUGGUGCGGAGCCUCGUCAACCUCAUCCACCCCUUCAACUCUCUGUGCGCAGAGAUCAGGUGUUCUUGGACUCCUUCAAGUCUCUGUACUUCAAGACGGCAGAUGAGUUGAAGUAUGGCAAAUUGAACGUGCGCUUUAUUGGCGAGGAGGGUGUCGACGCAGGUGGCGUGACAAGAGAAUGGUUCCAAGUUCUUGCGCGCGGCAUGUUCAACCCCAACUACGCGCUGUUUAUUCCGGUUGCUGCCGACAGCACAACCUUCCAUCCUAAUCGCCUGAGUGGAGUCAACUCGGAACAUUUGAUGUUCUUCAAGUUCAUCGGGCGGAUCAUCGGUAAGGCUUUGUAUGAAGGUCGCGUUCUCGAUUGCCACUUCAGCCGAGCAGUGUACAAGUGCAUUCUCGGUAGAAACGUGUCUAUCAAGGACAUGGAAACACUUGACCUCGAUUAUUACAAAUCUCUCCUCUGGAUGCUCGAGAACGAUAUCACCGACAUUAUCACGGAGACCUUCGCCGUGGAAACGGAUGACUUUGGAGAGAAACAAGUGAUCGACCUGAUCGAGAACGGUCACAACAUCCCUGUCACCCAAGAGAACAAGGAAGAAUACGUGCAGCGUGUGGUUGAUUACCGCCUGCUCAGAUCCGUCAAUGAGCAACUCGAUAAUUUCCUCAAAGGCUUCCAUGAAAUUAUUCCACCGGAUCUUAUUUCCAUUUUCACUGAGCAGGAGCUCGAACUGUUGAUUUCCGGUUUGCCCGAGAUUGAGGUGGACGACUGGAAGGCCAACACUGAGUACCACAACUACUCGGCAUCUUCGCCCCAGAUCCAAUGGUUCUGGCGUGCGGUGCGUUCCUUCGACAAGGAAGAGCGUGCCAAGCUGCUCCAGUUUGUCACUGGAACUAGUAAAGUGCCACUCAACGGCUUCAAGGAACUCGAGGGUAUGAACGGAAUCAACAGGUUCAAUAUCCAUCGCGACUACGGUGACAAAGAGCGCCUUCCUAGCUCGCAUACAUGCUUCAACCAGCUUGAUCUCCCAGAAUACGAAAGCUAUGAAACACUCAGGCAGCGCCUGUAUACAGCAAUGACGGCUGGCAGUGAAUACUUUGGGUUUGCAUAG
Aspergillus glaucus CBS 516.65 is the source of this 12156-nucleotide messenger RNA. It is a transcript of the gene tom1, whose product is annotated as E3 ubiquitin-protein ligase TOM1. The transcript has 7 exons. Bases 1 to 12156 code for a protein of 4051 amino acids. Lineage: Eukaryota; Fungi; Ascomycota; Eurotiomycetes; Eurotiales; Aspergillaceae. Gene Ontology annotation, molecular function: ubiquitin-protein transferase activity. The record is from RefSeq and is a predicted model, not a curated record. Gene Ontology annotation, biological process: protein polyubiquitination; proteasome-mediated ubiquitin-dependent protein catabolic process; positive regulation of protein catabolic process.